Messenger RNA from Gopherus flavomarginatus (Mexican gopher tortoise), 1473 nucleotides. RefSeq names its product E3 ubiquitin-protein ligase Mdm2-like. Gene Ontology annotation, biological process: negative regulation of apoptotic process; regulation of cell cycle. The transcript is spliced from 10 exons. Gene Ontology annotation, cellular component: nucleus. Gene Ontology annotation, molecular function: identical protein binding; ubiquitin protein ligase activity. Lineage: Eukaryota; Metazoa; Chordata; Testudines; Testudinidae. The record is from RefSeq and is a predicted model, not a curated record.
AUGUGCGACCCCGAGGUGCCGGCGGGGGCCGAGCGCCCCGGCGCCACUGCCGCCUGCCGCCCCGCGCAAGAGCCGCUGUUUAAACCGAAGCCACUAUUCUUGAAGUUGUUAAAAUUUGCUGGUGCCCCAAAAGACACUUUAACAAUGAUAGAGGUAAUAAUCUAUCUUGGUCGAUAUAUUAUAUCUAAACAAUUAUAUGAUGAAAAACAGCGGGAUAUUGUCCACUGUGCAGAUGAUCCUCUUGGAGAUCUAUUUGGGGAACCAAGCUUUUCGGUAAAAGAACCGAGGAAAAUAUACUCAGUGGUUUUGAGAAACUUGAUAGCAGUCAGUCAACAAGUGUGUAUGGAAAUAAUCCCAUAUCAGAGUGAGACCUGCGGCCAAACUGAACAAGGCAAUGUUCCAAAGGAAUCCAUGCAAGAGUUAGCUGACGAGGAGCAGACUUCCCCAGAUUUGGCUGCUAAACCAACUGCCUCUUCUAGGAGGGCGCUCGGUGAAUCCGAAGAAAGUCCUUCAGAUGGACAAUCUAGUGAAGAAAGACAACGGCAUAAUUCAGCCAGCAUUUCGGUCACAUGUGAUGAAAGCCUUUCUCAGGGUGUUACAAGUGAGCUAUCCCGUGAAGGAAGCGACAGCGGCCACUCACUAGACUCUGCAGGUUCUGUAAGCAAGGAUCUUCAUGCCAGUUCAUGAAGCAAAAACUCUGAUGUUUGAUUUGACCAGGAUUGUGUUUCAGACCAGUUCAGUGUUGAGUAUGAAGUUGAGUCCAUUUCUUCCGAAGAUUAUAGCCAUAAUGAAGAAGGAGAAGAGUUCACAGAUGAAGAUGAUGAGGUAUGUCCAAUGAUGAUUGAUCAGAGUGAAGAGAGUGAUGCUGAUUCAGUUGAUGAAGAUCCUGAAAUUUCACUGGCCGAUUGUUGGAAGUGCACUAAAUGCAAUGAAAUGAACCCUCCCUUUCCACAGCAUUCCCCCAAAUGCUGUUCUCUUCAUGAGCACUGGCUUCCUGAUGGACAGAAUGACCUAUCUGAAAAGCGAAAAUUGGAAAGUUCCACACAGCUAGAGCGUGAAGAGGGUUUUGAUGUUCCCGACUGUAAGAAAGUGAAAGCGAAUGAAGAUAAAGAACUGAGUGUUGAAGACAGUAAAGAUACAGCAGCACGACCUUCUGAAUCCAAGGAAAGUGAAGAAUACUCUCAGCCAUCUACAUCUAGGAGUCUCUUUUGUAGCAGCCAAGAGGAUUGCAAAGAACCUGAGAAAAAAGAGACAGAAGACACAGAGGAUAGUGUGGAAUGCAGCCUACCCCCUUCCAGCACAGAGCCCUGUGUCAUAUGUCAGAGCAGACCUAAAAAUGGCUGCAUAGUUCAUGGCAAGACAGGACAUCUUAUGUUGUGUUUUACUUGUGCAAGGAAACUGAAGAAGCGGGAUAAACCCUGUCCGGUCUGCAGAGAGCCAAUUCAGAUGAUUGUGCUAAUUUACUUUAAUUAG